Messenger RNA from Brassica napus (rape), 697 nucleotides. Its product is annotated as helofensin-3-like. The record is from RefSeq and is a predicted model, not a curated record. The transcript has 2 exons. The coding region runs from base 93 to 566 and encodes 157 amino acids. Lineage: Eukaryota; Viridiplantae; Streptophyta; Magnoliopsida; Brassicales; Brassicaceae.
AAAUUCCAAUGAGGCAUAGCGUAGUUUCCACUACAUUCAAAAUAUUAUAUCUAUAAAAUUUAUCAAAGAAAUUAAGAAGCGUUAAUUUGGAGAUGAAGCAAGUCUCUUCCAAGCUUGUAUUGAUGAUUUCUCUUAUUGUCAGUGUCUUCCAUCUUGCAAAUGGAGCCGACGUGAAUCAUCAAGGGCAAUGUGAUUCAGACCUUGAGUGUUAUACCAUGCGUAGUUGUCAGAGAGGUCCAGGAUAUUGCGAUCAGAAAGACGGAAAGUGCAAGUGUCCAAAAUUACAAUCCGUGGAUACAAAUGGGGCGGACGUGAAUCAUCAAGGGCAAUGUGACUCAGAUCUUAAGUGUUACACCAUGCGUAGUUGUCAGAGAGGUCCAGGAUAUUGCGAUCAGAAAGACGGAAAGUGUAAGUGUCCUAAAUUACAAGUUGUGGAUACAAAUGGAGCGGGCGUGAAUCAUCAAGGGCAAUGUGACUCAGACCUUGAAUGUUAUACCAUGCGUAGUUGUCAGAGAGGUCCAGGAUAUUGCGAUCAGAAAGACGGAAAGUGUAAGUGUCCUAAAUAGAGAAACAAAUAAACAUGACAAGAACACAUAUGAGUCUUAUGUACCCGACUUAAACAUGGGCAAUUUGUAUCAAACUGCCCAAGUAUAAAAUAUGUAUCCCAAAAAUAAAUAAAUAUAUUAUUAAAAGACUA